UCAUCAUCAUCGUCAUCAGAAACACAGGAUUCUGAAUCUACCGUAUUGAAUAUCCGUGACGUAACAGUUCACUGCCUCAAAACCUUCAAAUUCCUCAAGAACCUGUGACAAAAAGAUGGCUGAAGAAGAAACAAAGAAAAGUGUUGUUUUCGCAGUUGGGAAUAACAAAAUUAUUUUCUCCGAUCCAUCGGUUCCCAUUUCUGCCGAAGAACUUGGGUCGUUAGACAAAGAUGAAGACCAUCACGACGAGGAUGAAAUUGAUCCUAAACCAUCUUCACCUAAAGACACCGGUAGAUCAUCUUCACCCGAAAGUUCAUGCUCACCAUCUUACAAACCGAGAGAUAUGGAUCCUGAUUCUGUUUCCGACCCAAAUCCCCAUCAAUGGCAUGGGUUUUUAAGAAAAAUCAAAAGGGGGUCCACUUCAACCUUACACGGAUUCCAUCCCACCCUCCAUUCCAUCAAAAGGCUGACCAGAAGAAGAAGCAGGAAAAUAGCCGAAACCAUACCCGCACUACCUCAUGAUUUAGACGCCGAAUUGCAUUGUUUCGAAGCAUCAUGGACAAAUUUCUCACUUGCAGAACUCAAACAUGCAACCAACAACUUUAGCCGUGAAAACUUAAUCGGAGAAGGAGGGUAUUCCGAAGUUUACAAGGGUCAUUUGCCGGAUGGGCAAUUUAUCGCGGUUAAACGAUUAAUCAGGGGUACACCCGAAGAAAUGACUUCGGAUUUUUUAUCGGAACUGGGAAUUCUCGUUCACGUCAAACAUCCGAAUAUUUCUCAUGUUAUUGGCUACGGAGUUGAAGGUGGCAUGCAUCUUGUUCUUCCUUUGUCUCAACAUGGGAGCCUAGCGUCCCUUCUUAGUGGUCAGAAAGGAAAUUUAGAAUGGGGAACGCGAUAUAAUAUUGCCAUAGGCACUGCUUCAGGUCUUUCUUAUCUUCAUGAAGCUUGUCAAAGGAGAAUUAUUCAUAGGGAUAUCAAGGCGGCUAAUAUUUUGCUUUCAGAAGAUUUUGAACCCAAGAUUUCCGAUUUUGGGUUGGCAAAAUGGCUUCCAGAUCAAUGGUUGAACCUCACUGUAUCUCAAUUUGAAGGGACAUUCGGCUACCUUGCUCCCGAGAUUUUUAUGAACGGUUUGAUCGAUGAGAAAACGGAUGUGUAUGCUUAUGGGGUGCUAUUGUUGGAGAUUAUUACGGGCCGUCCUGCUUUAGAUGAAUCACAAAAAAGUCUGGUUAUGUGGGCUAAACCUUUAAUCACUUCAAAAAAGUUUGAUGAACUUCUGGACCCGCAACUUUCUGGUUCAUGUGACUUGGAACAACUGCAUUGCAUUGUGUCAGUUGCUUCGUUAUGUAUAAAUCAUAUUCCAACUGAACGCCCGAAGAUGAGUCAGGUUUACAGAAUGCUAAUAGGCGAAGAAUCCAUACUUGAUGGAAGCAAAAAGUUUCAAAAGAGGCUCGCCUUUAGGAAGGGGAAAUCAGUUGAGUUAUACGAUUCAGACUACGAUCCAGACGACUUGCUGCAAGAUGAUUUGACUCAGCAAAACGAAAUUGCGUUGGAGCUUUAGAAUUUGUUUUGCUGGAUAAUACUAACCCAUGCGGAUAGUGGGAUACUGUUGACUUGGGUUAUCUGUUAGUUCCUUUGAGGGACCCACACGUUUUCGAACAAUAGAAUGUACAGCACGUACGUGUUGGCUCUCGGGGUCAGGAGAAACUGGCAAAAAAUCACCAGUUUGUUCUGUCACAUGGCACCUAUAUGCUUUGUUUAAUUGUCUAUGAUGAAGAAAAUGGUAAAAUAUGAUGUAAUUAUGGAUCAUUGUUGCUCUUAGGUGAUCAUUGAUAUCUGUAUUAUGUUUCUGUUUCUUAUAGAACGGGUAAAUGUUUGUAGUCGAGACCCUGUAAAUAUUCGUUACUAGAAGUCUGAUGAUACUCUUGCUACAAAA
Messenger RNA from Helianthus annuus (common sunflower), 1933 nucleotides. RefSeq names its product receptor-like cytosolic serine/threonine-protein kinase RBK2. The coding region runs from base 116 to 1558 and encodes 480 amino acids. The record is from RefSeq and is a predicted model, not a curated record. The transcript is spliced from 9 exons. Lineage: Eukaryota; Viridiplantae; Streptophyta; Magnoliopsida; Asterales; Asteraceae. Gene Ontology annotation, biological process: protein phosphorylation. Gene Ontology annotation, molecular function: ATP binding; protein kinase activity.